AUGGAAACUCCACCACCACCACCACCAAAUAGUCUGAUGGGUGCCAUAUAUCAUGCACAAAAGCAAGAGAAUCUAUCUUCAACUAGGGGUUCAUCAAGAAAGGAGACUGAUAAAAAACAGACCCCCAAGAAACAAAAGAUAGUCUCCACUGCGAUACACUUGAUGAAGCGUAAGAACCACAUCAGCCCACAAGAAUCUGAAGAAACUAGCGAAAUUUCAACAGAAGUAACUCUUUCUCAUCAAAGCAAUCAUAAGAAGCCAAGAACAAUAACUUACACCUUUCUUUCACUGACAAACAACACUCAAGUUUCAACACAACUGAAGUUGUUUGAUGAUACUUGGCCAACUGCUAACAUACCUGUGGCUAAAGAAUACUUUGAGGGCGUCAGAAAGAAAAGAGAGAUCGCAAACUCCAAGAUUGCCAUGAUGAAAUAUUACAACCCUGAAGAGGAGAAAGAAGAGAGGUUGAAUAGUGUUUCAACCAAACUAAAACUUUACAAUGAUCCAUGGAAUAUAAAGAAGAGGCUAACACAAAGUGAUAUGGGUCAUCUCUGUAGGCUUUUGCUGCAAACAAGUCUGAUGGAAAAGUAUGUGUUGCCAUUCUUCAACAGGCAUCAGAUUAAUGAGGUUCAAAGCAAAGAGGGUAUGAGAGUGAUGGUGUGGGAUCAAGAUACUCAAUCCCAGCACUCAUUGAUUAUGAAGAAGUGGUCAACUUCAAAGAGCUACAUUUUCAUUGACGGAUGGGCUCAGAAAUUCAUCAGUAGACGAAACUUGAAGACAGGAGAUGAAAUUGGAUUGUACUGGGAUCCUAACAAUUCAAUCUUUGAUUUUCAUGUUAUUCAACGUGCGGCCUAA
Molecule: messenger RNA, 855 nt
Organism: Pistacia vera
Lineage: Eukaryota; Viridiplantae; Streptophyta; Magnoliopsida; Sapindales; Anacardiaceae
Product: B3 domain-containing protein At2g33720-like
Exons: 1
Coding region: 1-855 (284 amino acids)
Molecular function (GO): DNA binding
Source: RefSeq, a predicted model, not a curated record